UUUAUCCAGCAGCCAGUUCUUUUUCAAACAUAGAAUAAAUCAAACAAAGUUACAUCAUAACAACACUAGGGAAUAAUCUCUCUACUUUCCUUCACGGCUUCAGCACAAUCAAAUUGGCUCAUGUAUUUAACUGGUGUGAAGCGAUAUCAGCAUGAAGAAAAAGAUAGAUAUGUCCUCAUCAAUUCUAUUCUUACAGCAACCAAUUAUUAUGAAGUAUUAGGAUUACAUGUUGAUUCAUCGUCUGAAGAAAUACGCAAAGCCUAUAUUGAAAAAAGCAGAGUCUGUCAUCCAGAUAAGUUCAUACCUCCUUAUCCGAAGGCUACAGAAUGCUUUCAAGUACUUUCAACGGCAUAUAAUACACUCAGUGAUUCAUCCAAAAGAUCAAGGUAUGAUGCAUAUCAGGAGAUGGGUAUGGUAUAUUGUAGUUCUUGCAUCGUAGAAGCGAAUAGUGUGGAUAUAUUGCAGGACGUUAUCAUACAAUUAUACAGCGAACUAACUCAGGGAGAAUUCCAAACAAUGCGUACCAUUAUACGGACGAUAAACGAGUCAAUUUCGUUUAUUUGCAUAAAUGAUACUAUGCUUACAGCUGUGGAGAAAAGCAUAACAAGCGUCAGAAAUCUGCUAUUGGCUUCAAGUAAAUAUCGUGAAAGUAUUCGGCACACGUUUUCACAUUUGCAUGAACUACAAAAUGAAUUGGAAAGUCUCCCUUAUUCUGAUGUUGUGCAUAGAAUGUCCGUGACAGUUGCUAUAAUUCGAGCUAUCUUAGAAGUUCCUACGUAUUGACAGGAGAUAGUCUCUAAAAGUUAAGCUCCAGCAGCUAUAGUUAAUUCUUUCUAGCGUAAUAAAGCGA
This is a messenger RNA of Mycotypha africana, 850 nucleotides long. Its product is annotated as DnaJ domain-containing protein. The transcript is spliced from 6 exons. The record is from RefSeq and is a predicted model, not a curated record. NCBI's taxonomy places the organism in Eukaryota, Fungi, Mucoromycota, Mucoromycetes, Mucorales, Mycotyphaceae. Bases 121 to 783 code for a protein of 220 amino acids.